Molecule: messenger RNA, 2196 nt
Organism: Plasmodium yoelii
Lineage: Eukaryota; Apicomplexa; Aconoidasida; Haemosporida; Plasmodiidae
Product: major facilitator superfamily domain-containing protein, putative
Exons: 1
Coding region: 1-2196 (731 amino acids)
Biological process (GO): transmembrane transport
Cellular component (GO): membrane
Molecular function (GO): transmembrane transporter activity
Source: RefSeq, a predicted model, not a curated record
AUGGAAAAAAAAAAAUAUAAUACCAAACAAAUAUUUUCGAUGAUAAAUAAUUUAUUCCCUAAAACAAACUUACAAUAUACAUAUAUAAAUACAUUUAUAUUAUGUUUAUUUUUUACAUUUAUACAUAAAUAUCUAGAUCAAACAUUACCAUCCUUAUAUAAAUCAAUUGAAAAAGAUUUUAGUAUCGAUGUUAAAACUUUAUAUUAUAUGAAUUCUAUUUAUAAAUUAGCAUAUUCUGCUUCAAAUUUUUUUUUUGCAAUUUUUUUCGAUUUUUCUUUUAAAAAAAUUGUAUCUUUUAAACAUGAUGAAAAUAGUGAAAAUAGUGGAAAUAAUGAAAAUAAUGAAAAUAGUGAAAAUAGUGAAAAUAGUGAAAAUAGUGAAAAUAAUGAAAAUAGUGAAAAUAAUGAAAAUAGUGAAAAUUUAGUCAAAAGCUCAAACCCAAACAAUAAUGAUCAUUCUGGUAAAAUUCGAUAUGAAGUAAAUUUUAAUAAUGAAAAUGAGUCUAGAGAUAUUGGAAAAUUUAAUUAUGAUGAGAAAAAAAACAAACAAAAUAGAGAAGAUAAUAAUGAACCAUAUGUAAAUAGAUUUCCUUUACAAGAUGAAAUAACUAUAAGUGAAUAUGAAUACACAUUAAAUGUUCUUUUUAUUUCGUUAAUUAUUUAUAUAAUAGUUAUAUUUGGAAUUACAAUUUCUAAUAAUUAUAUAUAUAUAUUUUUUUUUUUAUUUAUUAUGGGUAUGAAUAAUUCAUGUAUAUACAUAUUAAUACAAAAAAUAUAUACUAAUCAUGUAUUUAGUGAAAAUAGAAGUACCAUAUAUGGUUUUCUACAUUUUUUCACAUCAAUAUCACAUAUGCUAUCAAUAUUUAUAAAUACAAAUUUGAGUAAUAAAUUAUAUUUUGGAUUUAAAGGGUGGCGUCUUUGUUAUUUUAUUAUUUUACUUUUUCCUUUCCUCGUUUCAAUAUUUUUAUUCAAAUUAAUUAAAAAUAACAAACUGAAAAAAAAGGCGCUUCAAAAUAAAAACAAAAACCAAAACCAGAACCAAAACAAAAACCAAAACCAGAACCAAAACAAAAACCUCUCAUUUAUGACCCCCCUUGAAAAUUUGACAGAUAUGGGCAUUCAGAAUGAUAAACAAAAUUUCAAAAGAACAAGCAAAUAUUUAAAUGGAAAGGAAAAUGGGCUUAAUGAAGAAAACGUUUUUUUAAUUUCUAGAAACGAGCAACCCUGGAAUGUAAAAAUUAAAAAUUUGGAAGCUGGUGGAGGGCAUAAUAUUACUGAAACGGUGCGUUCGCGAAGUGGCAGUAAACAUGUCGGGGCUAAACAUGUCGGGGCUAAAAAUGGUGGCAGUAAAAAUGGUGGCAGUAAAAAUGAUGGCAGUAAAAAUACAAGUGAUGAUAAUCAUUCUAUUUCAAUUUUUCAAAAAAAUGAACAUGAUAGUUUAAUAUCAAAAGAAAAAAAAAAAAAAAAUGAAUUUAUUUAUGAAUUUGCAUAUUUAUAUGAAAUAAAAUAUGUUUUAAAAAAUUACAGUUUUUGGAUACUUAUAUCUAUGGGAAUGUUAAAUGGAAUACCAAGACAUGUUCUAAGUUUAAUGAUAUAUUUUUUUCAAUAUUGCAACAUUUCUGAUUUCAAAAGCGGAUUAAUUAUAUCAGUAAGUUGGCUAUGUGCAAGUAUAGUAUCUCCAUUUAUUGGUAUUAUAAGUGAUUAUAUUUAUAAAUUAAAUAAAGAUAUAAAUAGACAAUUAAUAGGUAUGUGCACACACUUUUUAAGAAUUAUAUUAAUGUUUAUUAUGUUUUUUUUUAUUCCAAAAGAACCAGAAUCUUUUAUAUAUUAUAUAAUUAUUUCAUUAUUUAUGGGAAUAUUAAGUGGUUGGGUAAAUAUCGGUGCACAUAAACCAAUACUAAUAGAAAUUGUUAAGCAGAAACAUACAGCUUUUGUAAUGUCAUUAAUGAGUGCAUUUGAAAAUAUAGGAUCCUCAAUUUUAGGUACAAUUCUUUUAGAUUUUUUUUUAAAUAAAUAUAAUUAUAUUGAUAAGAGAAAAGUAAAUUAUAUAACACCAAAUAUAAAUAAACAUAAUGUCAAUAUUUUAUCUCAUGUAUUGCUAAUUAUGACUUGUUUUCCUUGGCUUAUUUCUUUUGGUCUUUUAUAUAUUCUUAAAUAUACAUAUAAAAAAGAUAAAAUAUACAACAAUAUAAUUUAA